Messenger RNA from Hypanus sabinus (Atlantic stingray), 1097 nucleotides. Its product is annotated as glia maturation factor gamma-like. The record is from RefSeq and is a predicted model, not a curated record. The coding region runs from base 530 to 958 and encodes 142 amino acids. Gene Ontology annotation, biological process: actin filament debranching; negative regulation of Arp2/3 complex-mediated actin nucleation. The transcript has 7 exons. Gene Ontology annotation, molecular function: actin binding; Arp2/3 complex binding. Lineage: Eukaryota; Metazoa; Chordata; Chondrichthyes; Myliobatiformes; Dasyatidae. Gene Ontology annotation, cellular component: actin cortical patch.
UGGCUCAGCUGAGGAAAAGCUUUUUUGGUAACUACAGGGAAUCUGUCUCCCCUCUGGUUUUCUUCCCCUUGGUUAAAGAAGACUAAUCUGAUGAGAAAUCAACUGAGAGCGACCUUUGCUCAUGGCAGCAGGCGUUUUGACCCUCCUCCUUUUAUUUGGAGGAGACAGUUGAAUUUUAAAACUCCGCUUGGCGUAGAAGGACUGUAACUUCCCCUUUGGCUGUUACAUCAGCAAGAGUUCCGUUGCAUUUCUCCAAAGCGGCUUUGUGGUAAGCAGGACAGGACGUUGAGAUCUGGAUCUCGUCUGCAGGAGCCAUUUAGUUUCUGAGUGCAGGGAGCAAGCUCCCGACAGCCAUUCGGGACGGGAGCCUUUUGGAAACUCAGCCUCUGCUUUCAGCUAGAAAGCUGCUUUAUGCAAAUUAGCGGCAUACGUUAUCUGUUUCCAUCAGUUUUGAGGAACUGACAGUUCGAGCAUCCUGUCACAAGGCGAGGCUGAGUUAGGUUAAGUACGGCCAUACUGAGGAAUCGUCAUGUCGGAUACGCUGGUUGUCUGUGACGUGGACUCCGAGCUCCUGGCCCGGCUGAAGAAAUUCCGCUUCCGCAAGGAGACCUCCAACGCUGCCAUCAUCAUUAAAGUUGACAAAGAAAGCCAGAAGAUGGUGUUGGAGGAGGAACAUGAGGACAUUUCACCUGAUUCACUCAGAGUCGAACUACCAGAGAGGCAACCUCGAUUCGUAGUUUACAGCUAUAAGUAUGUGCAUCACGACAAGAGGGUGUCCUACCCAAUGUGCCUGAUCUUCAGCAGCCCGCAGGGUUGUAAUCCCCAACAGCAGGUGAUGUAUGCUGGGAGUAAGAACAGAUUGGUUCAGGCUUCAGAAAUCAGCAAGGUUUUCGAGAUUCGGAGCACCGAGGAGCUCACCGAAAGCUGGUUGUGCGAGAAGCUGGCGUUUUUCCGCUGAGGGCCUGGCUCUCACCCUGGCCGUGCAAACAUCUCACCCGGAGAGUUUGGUUUGUUGCAUCAAAGCCUAUUAGAGCAACACAAGUUUUAUUUUAAUGCUGGAGUUUUAUACUGUUGAAAUAAAUGGGAUUUAUAAGUCA